This is a messenger RNA of Aquila chrysaetos chrysaetos, 2591 nucleotides long. It is a transcript of the gene ADGRG3, whose product is annotated as adhesion G protein-coupled receptor G3. The record is from RefSeq and is a predicted model, not a curated record. Gene Ontology annotation, biological process: adenylate cyclase-activating G protein-coupled receptor signaling pathway; cell surface receptor signaling pathway. Gene Ontology annotation, cellular component: membrane. Bases 231 to 1916 code for a protein of 561 amino acids. The transcript is spliced from 13 exons. Lineage: Eukaryota; Metazoa; Chordata; Aves; Accipitriformes; Accipitridae. Gene Ontology annotation, molecular function: G protein-coupled receptor activity.
CCCCGAGUUAGCUGGGGGGGAAGCGGCCAAGGGGGAAACGAUGCGGCUCUGACAGUUAUCGCUGUUGCUGUGAGCUGGGGCAGGAGGUCACUUGCCAACCCACAGGAAGGCACGAGGGGUUUGCAGAAGGGAAAUGAGGACACGGCCGUUGCCUCAGGAGCAGUUGCAAGCCCUGUGGGAGCCUGAGGAGAAGCAGAGCCACCAGGAUAAGGGGAGCAGAGCAUCGUGGGAUGGCUGGGGGUGGCCAGGAGACCCCACAAAGCAGCAUGAACCUGCUCCUGGGCACCGUCCUGCUGCUCCUGGUGCUGCCCGAUGCUGCUGGGGGACAGGAGAGCUGUGCCGCCCUGAGGCGGGGUGACAGGUACCACCGGUGCUGCAACACGGUGGAGCUGGAGGAGCAAGGCAACGGGACUCCCAGCCCUGACUUGCCCUGGCGCUGCCCGGAGCUGAGGCGCUCCGGCAGCCCCGCUUGCGCCUGCCUGCGGGAGCGCUGGCUCAGGCUGCUGCAGUUGGAGUGGCCGGCGCUGCGCAGCAGGGUGGCUGGGCUGAAGGUGCUGCUUCUGAACAUCAGCAGGACUGUCACCCACGAUGUCCUCAUCACCUUUUCCCCCAGGGAGGGCCCUAGGAUGCUGAACAUGACAGAGAAGGGGAAGGCAGGCAAAAUCCAGCUCCCCAGGGAGAUAUUCCGGUCCCUGAGCAGCCAGACAGCGCGCGUGGUGGUGACAGUCCUCAACAUCCAGCAGCUUGGCAUGUUCGAGGAGAUCAACCAGACAGGGCAGGUCCUGGAUGACACUGUGGUGGGCAUCACGGUGGGAGAGACGAGCAUCUCUGGGCUGCAGGACCCCGUGCAGCUCACCUUCACCCACGGGCAGCUGCUCCAUGGCAUCACCCCGCAAUGUGUCUUCUGGGAUGCCAGCAAAGGGCAGGCAGGAGGCUGGAGCAGCAGUGGAUGUGACACGCAGACCAGGGACAAGGGGACAGUCUGCUCCUGCAACCAUCUCACCUUCUUCACCCUCCUCCUGAACCCGGCUCUGAACAGGUCCACGGCACAAGCCUUGAUGGUUGUUGCCACUGCUGGCUGCGGGGUAGCCAUUGCUUUCUCCAUCUUCAUCAUCGCCUUCUGCAUCUUCUUAAGGUGGAGAUUCAGGUCUGAGGAGACCCUCCGCAUCAACCUGGGGCUGCACGUGAAUCUCAUGGGCAGCAUGCUCCUCCUCAACCUGGCCUUCCUGCUCAAUAGUGGGCUCUCCAGUGGGACCCAGCUGGGGACCUGCAAGGUCCUGGGGGGGCUCACCCACUACUGCCUGCUCUGCUGCUUCACCUGGAUGGCACUGGAGGGCUGUCACUUCUACCUCCUCUUUGUCAAGGUCCUCGGCACCUACAUCCACCACUACCUGGCGAAACUGUGCCUGAUUGGCUGGGGCUUCCCGGCUCUCGUGGUGGGGGUGGCAGGAGUCAUCGGCAGCUACGGGGAGUACAGCAUCCAGACCGUGGAACACCAGGUCAUAGCCCACCUGUGCUGGAUCACUUCCAAACAUCUCCUGGUCCACUACAUCACCAACUGCGGCUACUUCAGCCUCAUCUUCCUCUUCAACAUGGCUGUCUUUGGGGUGGUGACCCAGAAGAGCUGCUGCCUGCAGGGCACAGGGACGGUGCAGGGAGACCGUAAUGCCUGGAAGGUGGCCCUCGUGGUGAUGGGGCUCUUCUGCCUGCUGGGAGCCACCUGGGCCCUGGCGUUCUUCACCCAUGGCACCUCCUCUGAGCCCGUGCUCUACCUCUUCACCAUCCUCAACUCUCUCCAAGGAUUCUUCAUUUUCAUCUGGCUGGUCGUUCUCUACUACCCAAAGACGAAGGAGAUUGCUGGCUCCCUCUCCCACAUCAUCAGACAUGACAAAACCACCACAGUCUCCCAGGACUAGCUGCUGGCUAGACCUCCCUCCCUGCCUGCGUGUGCCCCCGCUGAGAGCAAGUUUCGAUCCCCAUGGAUGCAGCUUCCCCAUGGAGGAUAAGGGCUCAGUUUACUGUGCCUCAGUUUACCCUUCAGUGGGCAUGAUCCACCUUAGCGGGGGCUCUUUGCUUUGGCCCUUUCGUUCCUAGUGGCCUGCCAUGGGCAAGGAGCUUCGGAGAUGUCCCUUCUGCCAAAGUCCCUCCUCGCUGCAGCUCCCCCAUGGUCUUGAAGUGCCUCUGAUCUCAUUCCCCAGGGGCUCUUGUGGGGGUGAGGAGGGAGCCCACAAACUGCCUGCCUUCAGCCAGGAUGGAGCCAUCCCCCUCCUCGCUAGAGCUGGCCUUUGGUGCUGGACCAGCCCAGUGGUGGGUUUUCCUGCUGGAUUGACUUGCUCCAGCCCAGACUCAGGAAGUUCAGGUCUGGGAAUCAGCAAAAACAGAGAAACCCAUGAGCUUCUUUGCAAUACAUCCUCUCCAAACUGACUGGGGCCAAGCUCUUCAGGCAGGGAUCUGCUGGACGUCCCUCCUGCAAAACACCCUCUGGGGCCAGCAGCGACUUCUGCGAGGAUACUGUGCUUCAGCUGCAGCAGGGAAAACACUCGUCUUCUCCUUAUCUGUGUUUUACUAUUAAACUUCUGCCAGCUGUCUGA